AUGGCUUCCAAAACCCCCGUCCUCACGUCCAAAGCCCCUCCGCCCCUCCCCGGGAUCUUGUCCCAGGCCAUUGUUUGCAACGGCAUGGUCUACUGCUCCGGUGCUGUCGCCAUGGACCCUAAAACAGGGGCGCUUGUCGAUGGCGAUGUCAAGGCCCGCACGGCCCAGUGUAUCAAGAACCUCACCGCGGUUCUCGAAGAAGCUGGAAGCGAUAUUACAAAGGUCGUCAAGGUGAAUGUGUUUCUAUCGAACAUGGACGAUUUUGCGGCCAUGAAUGAGGAGUAUAUGAAGCACUGGGGGGACGUUAAGCCCUGUCGGACGUGUGUCGCUGUUAAGACGCUGCCGCUGAAUACGGAUGUUGAGAUUGAGUGCACAGCUCAUCUGUGA
Messenger RNA from Aspergillus puulaauensis, 387 nucleotides. Its product is annotated as putative L-PSP endoribonuclease family protein Brt1. Gene Ontology annotation, molecular function: deaminase activity. Gene Ontology annotation, cellular component: cytosol; mitochondrion. The transcript has 3 exons. The coding region runs from base 1 to 387 and encodes 128 amino acids. The record is from RefSeq and is a predicted model, not a curated record. Lineage: Eukaryota; Fungi; Ascomycota; Eurotiomycetes; Eurotiales; Aspergillaceae.